Messenger RNA from Ostreobium quekettii, 300 nucleotides. The record is from the annotation of a GenBank genome assembly. NCBI's taxonomy places the organism in Eukaryota, Viridiplantae, Chlorophyta, Ulvophyceae, Bryopsidales, Ostreobiaceae.
AUGGACGAGCGCAAUUCGGCACGGAUCGGCAAUUCGGCCUGGCGUGUGGCGGUGCGUCGACUUUCGAUCCCCGGCUUCAAGACCGACUUGGACCUGGUGACUCUCUCCGCAGACUCUGGUGGCGGUAUCUGCGUGGAUGCGAAUGAAGUUGCUGAACGGCGGAAGCGAGUAGCACCUCUUGCGAAGCGAGAGAUGAACAUCCACAGCAAGGUACAGCAAGGUCCGCGAGAGCAGUUCAGGUCCUACGAAGGGAUGGCCAUGGAACCAUGGAAUGAUGGCGCCCGAUCGUGGGCAAUUUGA